CGCCCUGUAAACGUUUUAAAUAUCCACGUACAAACCUUCAUUUCCAUCUAUUCGCAGAGAAAAUUGCAUCAUGUCCACCAAGCCUGUCAUUGCUGUUAUCUACUACUCGACCUAUGGUCACAUCGCUACCCUCGCCGAGGAGGUUAUCAAGGGCCUCGAGUCUACCGGUGCCAUCGUCAAGCCCUAUGUCAUUCAGGAGACUCUUUCCGAAGAGAUUUUGAAGAAGAUGCACGCGGGCUCUUCCCUCAAGCCCAAGUAUCCUAUCAUCACCCCUGACGACCUCAAGGAACUUGACGGUUUCAUCCUUGGUUGCCCUACCAGGUACGGCGGUGUUCCUGCCCAGGUUGCUACCUUCUUCGAUCAAACCGGUCAGCUCUGGGCUACUGGUGCCCUCGUCGGCAAGUUUGUGUCCAUGUUUACUUCUACUGCCGGUCAGCACUCUGGUCAGGAGGCCACUACCUUGACAACCUUCCCCUUCUUUGCUCACCACGGCUUGACUUACGUUCCCAUCGGUUAUUCCAACCCUCUAAUCUCUGGAGUUGAGGUAGUGAACGGAGGCUCACCAUACGGCGCGAGCUGCAUUGCCAACGCCGACGGAAGCCGAAAGCCUUCUGCUGUUGAGCUCGAAAUCGCUGAGCACCAGGGAAAGUACUUCGGUAACUUUGUCGGUACCUUUGUCAAGGGAAGGAGCGCUGCCGCUGCCCCUGCUACUACCACCGCCGCUGCUAGCCAAGUUCCUCAAAAAGUCUCCGAAAAGGAGGGUUACGCUGUCGGUGACGAGACCGCUGCCGCUGGCGGUGCUGCUCCCGCCCUCGCCAAUACUGGUGUUGCGAACGUCGCCACCGAGAAGACCGCUGAACCUGCCGCAGCUGCUCUUGUAGCCGACGAGACCGCCGCUGCCGAGCCUGCUCCUGCCGCUGAGACUACCACUGCUGCUGAACCCGCUCCUGCUGCUGAAGCCACGCCCGCGGCUACCACUGCUGCUGCCACCCCUGCUACCGCUGAAAAGCCUUCUCAAACCAAGCCUGCUGCCGCAGCUGCUCCUAAAAAGAAGGGCUUCUUCUCUUGUUGUGGUGACUCUAACAUUGAUUAAGCGGAGUCGAAUGUGAGGCAAUGGACAGAAGUAGUGUGGCGGAGAGCUUUAAUCGAAUAAUGGGAAGACUUAAUCAUAUAGAAUAUAUUAGCAACAUUCAAAAUGUUAUGGCUUAAAUCAAAGAACAAGAUGCGCUGCUCUUCUGUUAAUGUUUACAUGGAGACUACAAAAUGUCAACAGUCUACAUAGUCUAUAGAUAUCUUAUUGCUUAGACAAAGCAGCAAGGUCACCCGCCCGAUUGAUCACAUAGGUAGGAACGACAGG
This is a messenger RNA of Cryptococcus deneoformans JEC21, 1357 nucleotides long. Its product is annotated as cytoplasm protein, putative. The transcript is spliced from 10 exons. Lineage: Eukaryota; Fungi; Basidiomycota; Tremellomycetes; Tremellales; Cryptococcaceae. The record is from RefSeq and is a predicted model, not a curated record. The coding region runs from base 71 to 1093 and encodes 340 amino acids. Gene Ontology annotation, molecular function: FMN binding; NAD(P)H dehydrogenase (quinone) activity.